UAUUUUGCCUUUGGUAUUUUACAGGGCUGUAUCGAUAACAGCUAACAGAUAACGAUUGUUAUUGUCAUACAAGCGUGUGUGUGUUGCCGCAAAAUUUAUCCGAAUUGCAAAGGAAAAAAAAAUUGGAGAACUUUAAAACUAAAAACAUAACUUGGAACCGGCAGGCCUUUAUUUAAUGCUAAAGGAACAUAUUUGUUGCUCGAAAGCUGCGAAUGUCUUUUGUGGUUUGAUUUGAGAGAUGGCCGAUGCGAAUUUAAAAUACAAUAUUGAUAUGAUGAAUGUAUCAUCAGAGGACGAAUCCAGUGCAUUAAAUUUGAGCCCAAUGAGCUCCCCGCCAUUGCGUAGCUUGACCGCCCGAUCACGCUUCAGUUCGAGCUUAAGCUUCAACUGCAUCACAACACUCGGGCUCUCCAGCUUCCUGACGAGAAGACUCGGCGCACCCGGCAACUCACACCCACUCGUCGAUAUUUCCCAGGUGGAGGCUGAUAUAGAACGCAUAAAUCGCUACUGUUCGGAAGUUGUCUCCAACAUUAGCCCUGAUACCAGGGGGUCACGAAACUCGACAGCAAGGAUGGGCCUCCAUAAUUGUCGCUGUGCAGCGCCAGUGGAGGUAAUAGAUUUGUCGAACGUGCACGAUUCACAUCCUAGAUUUGCAGCGAAUCGUGUGCCAGAGGCAGUGAUCGACUUGUGUACUCCGAACAGACCAAGUAUCCCAAUAGAAACAAUUGAUUUGGAUGCCUCUGAUAUUGUCCCUACUAAUCGGCGUCGUAACCAUGCUAGCUCCAGUACUCCCACUACAGCUGGUGCUACGUCGGCUGUCGACGACAGCGGUCCAUCGAGUCCGAAGCGCAAGCCCGACGCCCAAAACGUGUCUACGGAUGAUGUCUACAAGUGUCCCGUUUGUUUGGAAAGCGUACGCCAACGAGAGCCAUAUUCGACCAAAUGUGGCCACGUUUUUUGUCGCGAGUGCAUCCAAACUGCCAUACGCACCACACGCAAAUGUCCAAUGUGUAACAAGAAAUUGAACUUACGCCAGACAUCGCGUAUUUAUUUGUAAGCCUGUAUUUUUUAGCUUUAGCUUUUACUUCGUUUUGUUUUUGGAUUUUCGGAAUCGGACGCAGCUCCGAAUUUCUUCCAUAAUAAAUUACACGUUCUGAGCACAGCUGAGCAGAUCAUAGUAGGCCUGGAUGUGCAUCUGUUAUUUGGCUAAUACAAUGUCAGUGUGGGGACACAAUUCCUGUUCAGUUGUUGGAAAAACUUCAGACAGCAAAGUUGUCAAAAGUGUUCGUGCGGUGAAAAACUAAAAUAAUUAAUUGAUUAAAAUGAGUGACGAUCAGCUAAAUUCAGAUUUUGGAUCGUUUUUGCCAGACGGAGAAGCCGAGUAUGGUGUUGUAAGGCGGGAGUUGGAGGAAAUUGCUCCUGGUCUGGCUGGCCUUAUUGAAGGGAAUAUAAUUGCAGGAACUAAUGGAAGUAGCGGCCUAACCGAUCCUUCGAUAUUGGCUUAUGUGGUACAUGGUUCCGAGAACGAGUCCACUGAAGGGGUGACGGAAUCUGUGUCGCCGCUUGGUAUCAACAUUUAUGUUGUCAAUGAAACCGAAAGUGGCACACCCGUGUCUAUGGAUAUUAUAAGUGGUCACAGCGCCAUUAUUAAAACCGGCACCAGAAAUGUAAUCGUACCGUUGCACGCGGCCCAUAGCUCUGAUUCGGUUAUCGUGAAGAUCCAUCAGACAACCCCGGCUACUCGUUUGCCCACUACGGCUGACGAUUCGGAGUGCCAGUACCGUUGCCCAAUAUGCUUUCGCGACGUCAAAGAACUAGAGAGUCUGCGGGCCAACCUUUGCGGCCACAUAUGUUGCGGCUCUUGCCUCAAAACGGCCAUGGAAAUCCGUCCCCACUGCCCCAUUUGUGGCAAUCCAGGUGACUUUAGCGAGUCCAUAAAUUUGCUCUUCUAAGAUGGCAAACAGGCGCUUUGUAGCCCCAUUUGAAUGGUAUUGGAGGGACUAGCUUAUCAUUUAAUUUGCUUGUAAAGAUACGGCCGAUAAAAGCCAACCACUGUUUAAUUAUUAAAUAUAUAUCCUUGUGUCUUGGCACUAAU
Drosophila obscura is the source of this 2095-nucleotide messenger RNA. Its product is annotated as E3 ubiquitin-protein ligase RNF4-like. Gene Ontology annotation, molecular function: transcription factor binding. The record is from RefSeq and is a predicted model, not a curated record. Lineage: Eukaryota; Metazoa; Arthropoda; Insecta; Diptera; Drosophilidae. The transcript is spliced from 6 exons. Gene Ontology annotation, biological process: positive regulation of transcription by RNA polymerase II. Bases 1323 to 1952 code for a protein of 209 amino acids.